Micromonas pusilla CCMP1545 is the source of this 201-nucleotide messenger RNA. RefSeq lists its product as uncharacterized. NCBI's taxonomy places the organism in Eukaryota, Viridiplantae, Chlorophyta, Mamiellophyceae, Mamiellales, Mamiellaceae. The record is from RefSeq and is a predicted model, not a curated record. The coding region runs from base 1 to 201 and encodes 66 amino acids. The transcript has a single exon.
AUGGACGGCGUGUACCGGUUCGACACGGAGCUCGAGGCGUUCGUCGUCGACGGCGGCGAGGGCGGCGAGAGCGACGGCGACGACCCGAGAGCGGCGUCGCGUCGGUCCGUGUUCAAGAAGCGUUGGAUCGAGACGAUGCCCGCGGUCGGGUUCGAUCCGGCGACGGGGGGCGCCAACGGGAUCAACAACUCCGCGGCGUGA